AUGGACGCUCGAGUUGCUCAAGAAGCAGCCGUCAUCGCCACGCGCAACCAGCGAGAGUUGGCCUUUCUGCGUCUCCCGGUCGAGAUCCGCAACCAAAUCUAUGCCUACGCCCUUCGCCACACCAAAAUCCCCAAGUUCUCGGGGCCUUACGAGAUAGAUGUUAUUCGCUGCCUACCUCUCCCCGCGGAUCUGUGGCUCCUCGCCGUCAGCCGUCAGAUCCAUGCUGAGACACGCCUCCUACCCUUCAAGCUCAAUGCUUUCCAGAUGUUGCCCAAGGAUAUCGGCAUAUUCGUCAACAAACUCAGCAACGCGCAAAGAGAUGCAAUAACCACGUUCAGGGCCUCGAGCGCGUUGUGA
Molecule: messenger RNA, 357 nt
Organism: Alternaria arbusti
Lineage: Eukaryota; Fungi; Ascomycota; Dothideomycetes; Pleosporales; Pleosporaceae
Exons: 3
Coding region: 1-357 (118 amino acids)
Source: RefSeq, a predicted model, not a curated record